Molecule: messenger RNA, 1085 nt
Organism: Apis cerana (Asiatic honeybee)
Lineage: Eukaryota; Metazoa; Arthropoda; Insecta; Hymenoptera; Apidae
Product: gem-associated protein 7
Biological process (GO): spliceosomal snRNP assembly
Cellular component (GO): SMN-Sm protein complex
Source: RefSeq, a predicted model, not a curated record
UUGUUCGAAACCUGCCUUCCGCCAUGGAAGUUCUUUACGAGUCAGCAAAUUUUUCGACAAAAUGACUAGCUCAGUUGAAGUAAUUGAAGAUAAUUCGCAAUUGAACGAAAAUGAAACUAACAUGGAUUUUGCAACUUCUGAAAAACAAGAAGCACGUGCAUUUUUACGUGAACGAUUUCUACGUGUAAUUACUGGAAUUGUUGGCAAACAAGCAGAUUUUUAUUUAUACGAAAAUACGCGGGUUUCUGCCGAGUUUAGAGGUUGUGAUGUGGAAUGCUUGGAAGUAUAUACACGGAACUUGGAAACACCAUUGGGCAAGAUUCCAGAAGCUGUUCUAAGAACAAGUGACAUUAUUUAUAUGGAUAUGAAUGAUAUUAAUGUAGUAGAAUAAAUUUUCAAAAUACAGAUUGCCAAAGUUCAAGUGGCUUCGUCGAAUAAAGCUUCGACCCAUCACAUCUCGAGAUCGAAUAAUUUUGACGUUGAGCCAAAAGAUACGAGGAAUUUAAAAAUUAACAAGGAAACGAAAUUGCAAAAGGAAUUCGAUUUUGGGAAUGAAGAGAGAUACAGGGAAGAUUUGCAGGAUUUUUCAAAGGAACAGGGAAAGUCAUCGAUCGUUCACUGCAGAGCAAUCCGAGAUGUUUACAUACCAGAAGUGAAACGGAACCUACCAGCUGUGGCGUGUAAAUUUGGGAACAAUACCUUCAUUUUAUCGAGCGAAAGAUUUCUUGAAGAUCGACGAUUAUAUCUCGAUAUAAGAAUCGACGAGGAUAUAUUUGAAAAUAUAAAAUAUGCGUCGAAAAUGUCCAGAACCAACGAAUCAAAUAUGAUAUCUGCGUUGCUCGUUUUAAACACGGCUAAUAACAAUUACAGGAUAGAAACGCAUAAAAUUGCGUCCGACGAGGAAGAAUUUAACGAGACAGAGGGAAAUCGAUAAAUUAUCGGACGAGUAUAAUUGCGUGGAAGAAUAUCCGGUGGUAAUUUUCAAUUAUCUUCUGGUAAUUAAAUAAUGAUCAUGUAUAAAUACGAUAAUUGUGUUUUUAGUCAAUAGUUGGAACGAAAAAAUAAACUACUUUUUAUAAAUGUAA